Messenger RNA from Sphenostylis stenocarpa, 423 nucleotides. The record is from the annotation of a GenBank genome assembly. NCBI's taxonomy places the organism in Eukaryota, Viridiplantae, Streptophyta, Magnoliopsida, Fabales, Fabaceae.
AUGUCGAAGAGACGACGCGGUGGAUCGGCGGGGAACAAGUUCCGCAUGUCGCUGGGUCUGCCAGUGGCUGCGACAGUGAACUGCGCGGACAACACGGGGGCGAAGAACCUGUACAUCAUCUCGGUGAAAGGAAUCAAAGGUCGUCUGAAUCGUCUUCCUUCGGCAUGCGUGGGCGAUAUGGUGAUGGCCACCGUGAAGAAGGGGAAACCCGAUCUCAGGAAGAAGGUCUUGCCAGCUGUCAUCGUUCGGCAGCGCAAGCCCUGGCGCCGAAAGGACGGCGUUUACAUGUACUUCGAAGAUAAUGCUGGUGUGAUUGUCAAUCCCAAGGGUGAAAUGAAAGGUUCUGCUAUCACUGGUCCUAUCGGAAAGGAGUGUGCUGAUCUGUGGCCAAGGAUUGCUAGUGCAGCCAAUGCCAUCGUUUGA